Messenger RNA from Parus major (Great Tit), 2267 nucleotides. It is a transcript of the gene RMP64, whose product is annotated as nucleolus and neural progenitor protein. Gene Ontology annotation, biological process: positive regulation of Notch signaling pathway. NCBI's taxonomy places the organism in Eukaryota, Metazoa, Chordata, Aves, Passeriformes, Paridae. The coding region runs from base 166 to 1956 and encodes 596 amino acids. The record is from RefSeq and is a predicted model, not a curated record. Gene Ontology annotation, cellular component: nucleus. The transcript has 11 exons.
AAAAAACGAGGGUCAGGGAAAAAGACAGCUGUAUGGGCAUUGAUAAACAGCUUCCAGAACCCUUUUCAAGACAGAGGAACAGGAAGCAUUGUUUUUAAUAAGGGACAUGACUGUAUCUGUAUUUGUAUGAGAUUUCUUAAAAGCAUAGAGUAAGUGUACAACAAAAUGGAAUCAAGAGAAGUGAUUUCCCUUCCUGCUUAUGGCAUUUGGGAACACAGUGCGUCAGCCCCGAGCCACGACGCACCCCCUCGGGGUGACUUGGUCUGGUCCGCGACUCUCCCCUCCCGGAUGGUGCCGCCCACGCCGGGGCUCGCCGUGCGCAGCGGGAAGAUGGCGGCGCCCAGGGCGGCAUGGCCCGGGCGGGACGAGCCCUGGAACCGGCUGGACGUGCCCUGGCCCGCCAACAGCGCCACGGUGCCGCUGGCGGCCCAGCACCCCGCAGUGAGGUUGCUGACGGCGCUGCGGCGGCGCUGCGAUAUCGCUGGGAAGCGGCUGUCGGGGCCGGGCCUGGCCGCCGAGGGACGCGUCCUGCGCUCCGUGCUCUACGCGUACCACAGCAGGCUGCUCCGGCACCGGCCAUACCUGGCCCUGCAGCAGGUAGAGCAAUGUUUGAAGCGCCUAUGGAAAAUGAAUUUGGUGGGCUGCCUGGAAACUCUGGUAGGACUGAUUCCCAAGAAAAAUGCAUCUGAAGCCCAUGCAGAGUGCUUGGUUCCCAGCCAACCUGUGCUGGAAACAGUGGCUUUGAAGGUGUUGGGAGGCUGCAAGCUCAUACUACGUCUACUGGAUUGUUGCUGUAAAGCUUUUCUCUUGUCCAUUAAACACCUCUGCUCAGAGGAAUUCAUACUCCUGAAUACUGUGGCUUCGGGGCUACUGAGCCGGCUCUGGAUUCAGUACAGGUGUGUAUUGCAGACCCUCGCAUCCUUGUACGAUGCUUUGUCGACAAUGCUUCAUCUGGUAUCUGAGACCCAACAGACCCCUUAUAUCAAGGGGUUUACCUUCCCUUCUGAUAUCUGUGACUUCCUUGGAGUUAACAUAUCUUCUGAGGCAAAGAACCAACAGGCUAAAAUGUUUACAACAAAAAAAUCUACCAGCUGGAUGAAGAAGCUCUGCCCAGCAAUGCCAGAGGCAGUAUCAAAGGUUGGGAAAAAGAGAAAAUCUGAGACCUGUAUAAGUGCCAUGAAACACUGUAACACCCCAUGUGCUGUGGACAUUGGAGAGAGAGUGGUGGCGCCCACAGCCAGGAGAGGGAAGCACCCAGGGUUUGAUGUGAAGAGUUUGCUUAGGCCAGCCAGACAUCCAGCACAAGAGGCUCUAAGCAUUGCAUCAACACUUUUUAAAGCAAAGUCAUCACCACUUUCAUCUCGGAUAGCAAAAUCACAGCACACUGGAUCUCUUGUACAGAUGAUUCAAACAGCUGCAUCAUUUGGGGAGUUGUCAGAAGCACUCAGAAAAGCUAUUCUCUGGUGCAAAAACAACAAAUUCAAAUCAGAAGCUUAUUUUCUGCGUAACAAGUUGUUGAAAAGCAACCGGCUGCACCAUGUGGAGGCUCAAGGAUGCAGCCUGAAGAAGAAGCUGCACUGUGUCAAAACGUCUGUCCGUAAAUAUCUCCUGUACGGGUCACAACACACGCGCUGGCCAAGGCAGCACCUCAGGGCACAGCUCUGCCGAAGGAGGAUCAGAUCAUCUGCACUCUUGAAGACAGCUCUAAAGACUGGUGGGCAAAAGCCUCCUGAGUGUUUCAGGGUCUGUGAGAACAGUGCAUCACUCAUCCUCCCAGCUUACCAGGAUGGGUCUCUGAAUCAGGAAGAACAUUCCAGCAUUGAUACAGGACCUGUCAGACUAAGCACAACAGGGACCUCUAAGCAGCUGCUGCUGGAAGGAAGCCCUGGCCCUGUGUGGAAAGACCUUGCUGAGAACACAGAUAUUGAUUCUAUUUUUGCAACAAUAGGUGUCUGACCCUGGACUUGAAGGAGGAAAGAGGUCAAGUCAUUCUGGUUUUUUUGUUUGUUUUGUUUUUAAGUAAACCUGAACCCUAAUGGUGUCUCAGUAACUGACAUCCUGGAUUCUGUUAAGAAAGUAACUACCAUUUUAUUAUGUUUUUGUAAAACAGCUUUUUUUUAAUGGCUGAUUUUUAUAUUUUUAAGGGUGUUCCAAAUAAUCAAAGUGUUAAGAUGUUAGAAGUGUGAAAGUGUUCAAGGGUGUUCCAAAUAAGAAUAGUCUGUCCUUUUACCUACCCUUGUCCAGAAACAGUGACUUUCUUACCCUUA